Molecule: messenger RNA, 1356 nt
Organism: Cotesia congregata
Lineage: Eukaryota; Metazoa; Arthropoda; Insecta; Hymenoptera; Braconidae
Source: the annotation of a GenBank genome assembly
AUGGAUUAUACGAAACCCUUUUGUAUAAUUGAACGGAAAAAAAAUGAUUUUAUUGUUUACCCUACGAAGUUUGUAUAUUUUACUGAUGAAAAAAAUGAAGUACAUCCUUUGUCACAGUCUAUAGGUCCAGUAGAUAAAGUAUCAGCGCGGAACGAAGAAGGAAAAAUAAGACCUAUUCUCAGAAUACUUGUAUGUGGAGAUGAUAUGGAAACUCUAAAGCAAUCUAUACAAAUAGAUAAAAGAUUGAAAGUUAGAAAAAGUCUGUCUAUCGUUGAUGAACCUGAGAGCAAUGGCGCUAAAAAAAGACGAAUCGCAAUUUCAGAGAAACAAGAUGUCAAUUUAAAAAAGAAAAAGAUUAAUCAGGCUACGAAGGAUGUUUACAGUCGAGAGGAUGGCGCUUUUGUAAAUUAUGUAAAGCCGAGAUCUAUUGCCAACAAAACAGUAGACAAGCGAAUAGUCGAACAUAGUGACAAUGAAGAUGACGAUGGUGAAGAAAAUAAUAAUGCUGAUGAACGUUCAAAUAGCAGCCAAAAUGAAGAUGAAGGCUCUAGAAUACUUGAAAAUUUGCAAAAUUUGAGGGCAAGGCAAGAAGAACAAGUUGAGCAGAGUAUUGCAGGAACUAGUCGUCGAAUUGAUGAAAAUAAUUUGGAUGGCCUUGGUGAAUAUGAAUUGUUAUUGGAAGAAACGCUGCCAGUUAUAGAUGCUGAUGACUUGGAUCCUAUUUAUACAUCAUCACCAAUUAUUCCAGAAGAAGAUAAUUCUGCAAUACCUUUAAAUGAUGAUCAGAAUAAAAAUCCAAAUAACGCUGAAAAUGGUUCAACUGAGAAUGGUUCAAAUGAGAAUGAUUCAACUUCAAAUGAUUCAACGUCAAAUAAUCAACCCUUUGAUCAGUUAUUUUCAAAUUUAUGGCCAGAUACAAAUAAUUCAAACGUUGAGCAGGAGAAUCCAACAGUUACUUGUGUAAACAAUGUUUUCAGAGCAUUUUGGCCACUUGAAACCCGAAAAAGAUUGGUUUUAUCAAAUAGAGCGGGAAAGCCUGCUAACAGCAUUACAAUUCAAGAAAAUGAAAUUGAAAAGAUCAAAAAAAUCUGUAAGCUUCUCCAAAAAGGACGUAACUUUGACAAAAAAGAUCCAGAUAAUUGUAUGGAAAAUAUAAGAUCCUGGAUUGAUGCAGUGUUAAAAAAUGAUAGAAGGCCACCACUGACAGAUGAACAAAGAAAAGCCAGGAAUGAAAAAGCAAAGCAGUGGCGAGAACAAAAAAAAUUACCCCCAACAGAAGGAGGUAGCAAUGUAAGCGGCCGAAAAAGACAACGGAAGUCUUCUAAGAGUAAUAAACAAGUCCAGAAAAGUGUUUAA